This is a messenger RNA of Trichosporon asahii var. asahii CBS 2479, 1182 nucleotides long. RefSeq lists its product as uncharacterized. The transcript is spliced from 3 exons. The record is from RefSeq and is a predicted model, not a curated record. Lineage: Eukaryota; Fungi; Basidiomycota; Tremellomycetes; Trichosporonales; Trichosporonaceae. Bases 1 to 1182 code for a protein of 393 amino acids. Gene Ontology annotation, molecular function: tRNA dihydrouridine synthase activity.
AUGAGCGUGGACGCGGUGCGGAACGGCGACGCGCACGAUGCGGCCCCCGAGCUGCCCGAGCCCGAGGUUUUGCCCGUGCGCACGAUGCUGGAGGAGUUCGACGUGAACGUCCUCGCGCCGCUCGUACGGUGUUCGAAGCCUGACAUCAGUGCCCUUCCGCCACCUGACAUCGCUGUACGAGACGCAUGUGACGCACACGCCGAUGAUCCUGGCCGAGGAGUUCUCCCGCGCGCAAACAGCACGCAUCUCGGACUUCUCGACGAGCGCAAACGAGCGCGGCGUGUUCUGGAUGGACCCCUCGGUUCCCUCGACAUCGCUCCUCGACUUACCCGAACCGAUCCCGACCGACCCCUCACCGUCGCUUCUCUCGCCCCUUCCCCCACAGCAGUCGCGCUACGUUCCGCGCAAGAGCAACCGCCUCCCCGCAGGCCAGCCGGGGCGGGACAGCCGGUUAGUGCGCGGUGCGCUCGUCGCGCAGCUCGCGAGCCCGAAUGGCGCCUCGCUGGCGGACGCUACAGAGCUGCUGUCGCCUGGGCCUUCAAGGAGGGCAUUGGGUGUGCGUUGCUGCGGAAGCCGGAGCUCGUCGCCGACAUGGUGCGCGCCGUGCACGGCCGGAUGGGGUGGGCGUUCCCCAUCAGCGUCAAGAUCCGCAUCGACCCCGAGCUGGAGCGCACACACACGCUUGUCCGGAACGCCAUCGCUGCUGGCGCGAGCUAUGUCACGAUCCACGGACGGACGCGCCACCAGGCGUCCACCGAGGACGUCAGCCUCGCCGGCAUCCGCUUCGCGGUCGAGUGUGCCCGUGGCGAGGUGCCUGCUGUCGGCAACGGGGAUAUCUGGAGCCUGGGGGAUGCGCACACGAUGCGCGCCAAGACGGGCGUGAAGGGCGUCAUGGCCGCGAGAGGGCUGUUGGCCAACCCCGCCCUGUUUGCGGGAUACGAGCGCACCCCGAGCCACGCCGUUGCCAACUUUGUCAACCUCGCCACCGACUAUGGUCUCAUCUACUCGCUUUAUCACCGCCAUGUCGCGUACAUGCUCGAGGAGAGGUUUAGCAAGCCGGAAAAGGUGUGGUUCAACUCGCUCGGGAGCACGGUCCAGGUCGUCGAGUAUCUCCAGAACCGGGGGCUGGACUUUGCCCAGCAGCGCGAGAUCAACGACGCCGUGAUGGGGUACAGGCUCUGA